UCCCUCCCUCCCUCCCUCCUGCCUUCCUUCUUUCACACAAGCACACUUUCUCUCUCUCUGUUUGUCCUUCUUUCUAAAUCCCAGUCAGUGAUAAUGGAGCCCGGCAGUCCAAAGAAGAUCCAGUUUGCUGUGCCUCCUCUGCAGGGGCAGAUUGACCCACAGGCCGCCGAACAUAUCCGUCGAAGAAGGCCGACCCCCGCCACCCUGCAGAUCUACAGACAACCUGGGACAGAUGUUGGAGACCAACAGCAUGCCAUUGGAGAGCCACAGGCUUCAGAUGCUGCCCAGAGGAAGCAGAGCACCUAUGCCCCCCCCUCAAUAAAAGAUAAACUGCAAAGAGCCGUACCAGAGGAGGAAGAGGAAGAAACCGGCCAACAGGAAUGACUGAUGGACACCAGCUGGAGAGAGAAACACCUAUCAGACCAGCAUCAGACCAGUCAACACGUAAAUUUGCAUAGACACAUCUAGUACCUUUUAUCCCUUUAGUUUCGUAUGAAAAAUACACUUUAAACUACCUCGACGGGCGUGUAUCCAUUUAGUCAUGUACAGAAAAACAAUUUAAAAACAGAUUGCCAUAGGUUUCAAAAAAACAAAAAGUAAAUAAUCACAUAGUUUGUUUUUUGUUACAUUACUGAAGGGAUACACGCCCGUUCAGGUAGUUUAAAGUGUAUUUUUUGUACAAAAUCAAAGUGAUAACAGGGUAUAGACUAUGGGUCUGCUGAUCUGACAGAACACUGGUCCAACCUGAAGGCUGGAGAAAUGAAGAUGGACACACCAACAUGACAGGAAAUCUGCAAGACUGAAAGUUCACAAAGUUUUAUGGAAAACUUCAACCUAGCAGGAGAAGAAAUUUGUUAUUAAGUAAAAUGGGCAGAAUAUUUUUACAAAGAUUUUCCUGUUUCCUCUGUUUCCAUGUCUUCCAUGAUGCGAACUGCGCAGUCAAAGGAAGGCAAGGCUUCUAAACAUUCACUCUUUUUUCUCCAUAAUAUUCUGCCCACCAUGUUUCUUAUUAUAAUCAAAAGCCAUAAAAAAAUCUCUUUUAGUGAAAAAAAGUUUACAUGAUAUACACCAAGUGAUGAUGGUUCUUGUUUGUAUAAUGUGUUUGAACAGGGCGCCCCCUGCUGGCUUCUGCCGGGUAGCAGAGCUGAGUCACAAAUAAAAGAAAAUAUUCUUGGCUUUUUGGA
Cyprinodon tularosa is the source of this 1184-nucleotide messenger RNA. RefSeq names its product protein phosphatase 1 regulatory subunit 1C-like. Gene Ontology annotation, molecular function: protein phosphatase inhibitor activity. Gene Ontology annotation, cellular component: cytoplasm. The coding region runs from base 94 to 384 and encodes 96 amino acids. The transcript is spliced from 5 exons. The record is from RefSeq and is a predicted model, not a curated record. Gene Ontology annotation, biological process: intracellular signal transduction. Lineage: Eukaryota; Metazoa; Chordata; Actinopteri; Cyprinodontiformes; Cyprinodontidae.